Messenger RNA from Vitis vinifera (wine grape), 1734 nucleotides. Its product is annotated as ycf20-like protein. The record is from RefSeq and is a predicted model, not a curated record. Bases 119 to 772 code for a protein of 217 amino acids. The transcript is spliced from 3 exons. Lineage: Eukaryota; Viridiplantae; Streptophyta; Magnoliopsida; Vitales; Vitaceae.
GGCUUUUCAGGCUUUUCAAAGCCAAACAAGAAAGUAAAGGGCCAUAACAGGAGGAGGUGGUGGUGGAGAAUCAAAGCCCCAAGACCCACUAUUCUACAGUCUACACAGAAAGGUUUAUAUGGUUCUGGGUCUUGGUCUGUCAAGAAGAAUGGUGGCAUCUCCUUACCACUUAACACAUGCUUCACCCAAGUGGGUCAGCUCAAGAUACCCAGUUGUGGGAAUUGUGACUUGCCUUCACAAAACUUCUUUUGGGUUGUGUUUCUUUCGGGUUGCCCAACUCUCUCUGGUCAACACUUCCAAGAGGAUGGUCUGGUCUGUUAGGAGCAGUGUAGACGGCAACAGUUUGGAUCCUACUCCCACAAAUGGCACUGAUGGCAGGACUCGACUAGUUAGGGUCAUCCAAGGUAUUCAAAUCAAGUUAAGCACAAGAAUUCUGGAGUUAAGGAAAGAUCUUCCGAUGAAAAUACUGUUUUUCUUGGUUGGCUUUUAUUGUGCGACUGCCUUUGCUACUGUCAUUGGGCAAACAGGGGACUGGGACAUUCUGUCUGCUGCAUUGGCUGUGUUUGUGGUGGAGUUGAUUGGGGCCCUCAUGUAUCGAGCUUCUAUACAUUUAUUUGACAAGGUUAGGAGGCUGAUCACUAUGUUUAAUUAUUGGAAGGCUGGGCUAUGUCUGGGUCUUUUCUUGGAUUCAUUUAAGUACGAAAUGAAUAACAUCAUCGGGUCAUGUAACCCCUUCAAUUUUGAAAUAGAUGACUUUCCGAUAUUCUUGUGAUAUCGCAUUUUCAAAUGCAUGUGAUUGUACCCAAGGAUUAUUCAGAAGUGGUCAGUACGUUCCAGAGUGUUUGCAAAUAUGAGGAGCAAUAUGAUACAAAGUCAAUAAUGUCCUAGAAGGAGGCUAAAUACUUGUGAUUACAGUAGUAUGGUCUUAAAUAUAGUACAGUAUCAGAAAAGUAUCAGUGUACAGUGUACCUGGUUGAGUUGCAUUUGUGCCAAAGAAGUUUCCUCUGUCAGUUGUGUUUCAAUAUUUGCUGCUCUCACAAUCUUUCUCUAGCAUGCUUGGCAUCAUUGAAGAUCUUCCAGUGGCACUAAGUGUUAUGAUUCUGCAGGGAGGGUGUUCUCUCAUGCUUGGGUUAAGCAUGACUCAUUUUUGCGUAAUUGUGUAUGUCUCUUUCAGGAAACUGUAACCUCCUUAAAGAUCAAGAUAUACAGGCUGCCCAAGAAAUAGCAUCAAAUUCAUGAUUGAUGAUUUUUGGAAGCACAUCCAAUGGAAUCUACACUAGAUAAUCCAGUAUGUUUGUUAUACAGGCAGUUUUUAGUUGCUACUCUUGAUAUUCAGCUACUAGAGGUUUCAAAUACAGAGCAAUGUAUGGUGAAUAGAGAAACCCUUGAUUAGAGCAGUAUUGGCAUGGCAUUAGUCAAUGUGAAGCUACGCUAUUCCUUUGAUGUUGGAAUGGUGGGUGCCAUCUAUAUUUUGAUGUUGAAAUGAUGGGUGUCAUCUAUAUUACGUCAAAGUCAAGAUCCAUGCCUCUCAGAAAAAGUUUGGAAUUGACAUCAUCGAGAAAAAGAAAAAGCUAGUCUGUAAAUCCGUGAACCUAGGAUGGAAAGGAGAGUCUUUCCAUGCAACCAUAUGAUUCAUGUAAAUUCAUUGGUUCCAUUAUAAGUCAUUGACUCAUUAUUGUAUGUUCAACUUCACUUUUGAGUAAUGCCUGCUGCUGCUACUGCUUUCUCUAUCCA